This is a messenger RNA of Hibiscus syriacus, 1588 nucleotides long. Its product is annotated as probable amidase At4g34880. Bases 39 to 1547 code for a protein of 502 amino acids. NCBI's taxonomy places the organism in Eukaryota, Viridiplantae, Streptophyta, Magnoliopsida, Malvales, Malvaceae. The transcript is spliced from 6 exons. The record is from RefSeq and is a predicted model, not a curated record.
UGGCGAGUACAAAAUCAUUUCCCCUCUUUUUAACGUUGAUGAUUCCGUUUCUUCAACCUCUGGUGUCAUCUAUCUUUAUCGAGGAAGCAACUGUGCAGGAUCUCCAACGUGCUUUUCAGAACAAAUCACUCACCUCAAAGCAACUCGUUCGGCAUUACAGGGACAAAAUCUUUAUACAAAGCCCGGUGCUUAAAGCGGUCGUGGAGAUUAACCCCGAUGCUAUGUCUCAAGCCGAUGCGGCCGACCGAGAACGAGCGGCUUUAGCGCCGGGGAAGUCACUUGGUGACCUCCAUGGAAUCCCUAUUCUGCUCAAGGAUAACAUCGCAACCAAGGAUAAGAUGAACACCACGGCCGGUUCACUCGCGCUGCUAAGAUCCGUUGUACCUCGAGAUGCAAGCGUCGUAUCUAAACUGAGGCAAGCCGGGGCUAUAAUUCUUGGAAAGACCAGCUUGACCGAAUGGGCUAAUUUCAGGGGCAAAAGGAUGCCCGGUGGCUGGUGUGCUCGGACUGGCCAGGGAAAGAAUCCUUAUAAUAAUAAAGCAGAUACAUGUGGGUCAAGUAGUGGAUCAGCCAUAUCAGCAGCCGCAAAUCUGGCAGCGGUAACACUCGGGACCGAGACUGAUGGCUCGAUUCUCUGCCCGUCUAGCAAUCAGGCUGUCGUCGGCAUCAAACCCACCGUCGGUCUCACCAGCCGAGCAGGAGUCAUCCCAAUCACUCCCAGACAGGACACCGUAGGACCCAUAUGUAGAACAGUGGCAGAUGCCGUAUACGUCCUGGAUGCCAUUGUAGGCGAAGAUUCGAAUGAUGAAGCAACUAUUGAAGCGUCAAAGUACAUUCCAAAGGGUGGCUACAAGCAAUAUCUGAAGAUUGAUGGUCUCAAAGGGAAAAGAUUGGGGUUACUCAGGAAAUUCUUUGAUUUCACUUAUGAUCCUGGUUUGGGUGAAGCUUUCGAGCGUCAUUUCUCCACUUUAAGUGAAAGAGGUGCGGUUUUGGUAGAACAUAUGGAUACAUCCAAGUUUAUGGAAGCAAUUAACGGCAUCCAGGACUACGAAAUUCUAGCAACCACGGCUGAGUUCAAAUUGGCCAUAAAUUCUUAUCUAGAAAACCUUGAGGUAUCUUCAGUGCGAUCUUUAAAAGAUCUCAUUGAAUUCAACAACAAAACUCCAGCGGAAAAAAUCGAGGAAUAUGGCCAAGAGCGUUUCCUUGAGGCCGAAGCUACUAAUGGGAUCGGCGAGACAGAGAAGCAUGCGAUAGAAGAAUUAGAAAGAAGGGCGAGAGAUGGUUUCGAGAAGUUAAUGACAGAAAACAACCUAGACGCUUUUUUAUCACCAUUUGGUUCUACUGCGUUUAUUCUCGCAACGGGUCAAUUCCCAGGUAUUAUUGUUCCGGCCGGAUAUGAUAACGAAGGGGUGCCGUUCGGCCUUUGUUUCGGAGGAUUAAAGGGGUCGGAGCCUACCCUGAUUGAGAUAGCCUAUGCCUUCGAGCAAGUGACUAAGAUCAGGAUGCCUCCUUCAUUCAAGCACAGAAAGCUACCAGUUCUGGAUUAGUCGAAGCAACAAGGGUUAGCCAUCAAUGGACCUUGUAGAAU